AUGUCAAUUUUGACGGGGUUUCGCAAAUUCAUUAAGUCCGUCAAACUAAAUAAGGAACGAAAGAAGGGCGAGAAAACUCUCGGUUCAGGAAAGUCCGCUGGCACAGCUAGCCAACAAAGUCAUCAUGCAGAAGUUGAUUCUUCUGAACCUACGGAUUUUCCUGGUUUAGAAAAGUUUCAAUUGAAGGAGAAGCUCGGAGAUGGAGCCUAUAGCAAGGUAUACAAGGCGCAUUCUUUUGACCUAAAGGAAGACAUUGCUGUUAAAGUGAUCCGCAAAUACGAGAUGAAUCUGAAACAGCGAAAUGGUGUUCAUAAGGAAGUGAACAUAAUGCGAAGGAUUCAACACAAAAACAUUGUCACUUUGCUGGAUUUUAUUGAAGCGGAUGAUUUCUUUUAUCUUAUUUUGGAGCUCGCUGAAGGAGGAGAAAUAUUUCACAAGAUCGUUCAUUUCACUUACUUUUCCGAACAACUCGCCCGACAUGUCAUAGUCCAAAUUGCAGAUGCAAUACAACAUCUCCAUGAUGUAUGUGGCAUCGUUCACAGGGACAUCAAGCCUGAGAAUGUGUUAUUUAAGCCAAUUCCUUUUCAUCCUACAGAAAACUAUAAGCCGCCCCCUUUGGAUCCAAUUAAGCAAGACGAAGGCGUUUUUACACCUGGUGUUGGUGGAGGUGGUAUUGGAAAAAUUUUAAUAGGUGAUUUUGGUUUUAGUAAGGUUGUUUGGAACACGAAAACAUCUACUCCUUGCGGAACUGUAGGCUAUGCUGCACCAGAAAUUGUAAAUGACGAACUUUACUCCAAAAACGUGGAUAUGUGGGCUUUGGGAUGUGUCCUGCACACAAUGCUGUGUGGGUUUCCACCUUUCUUUGACGAGAAUGUUGGGUUAUUGGCAUCCAAGGUUGUGAAAGGAGAAUUUGAGUUUUUAUCUCCUUGGUGGGACAACAUAUCAGAAUCUGCAAAGGAUUUAGUUGCCCAUCUAUUGACAGUAGAUCCGAGAGAACGAUACGACAUUCAUCAGUUUUUUCAACAUCCUUGGAUUCGCGGUGAACCGAAGAUGCUUUUGGUUCCUUCCCAUAAGCCAAAAUUUUAUUCACGCUCUAUAGAUUCUACUUCUUCUUCGCCUGGGCGAAUGACAUCUGACCUCAAGGAACGACCAAAGAGAACGAUGGUUUCUCGUACAUCCAGUGCUUCUAUGCAUAAAUCACCAUCCAUCACUACAUUGAGUGAUGCAAUGAUGGUUGCAUACGAUGUUCGUCGCUCUAACUUUCCGAAGGGUCACCACAAGAAUGCCAAUUUUUCAAGGAUCAACUCGGCGGCGGACUUGAUUGUUGAAGAAGAUUCUGGGGAUGAACUUACAGGAACAAGUUUUCCCUUUAGUGAUGUUUCGAACAGUGAUGAGAAAGAUUCUUUUCAACUGGAUCUUGCUCAAUCGUCUCUCAUUUCUAGAAGAUCUGCCCGACGACAUCCAAUGUAA
Schizosaccharomyces osmophilus is the source of this 1470-nucleotide messenger RNA. It is a transcript of the gene cmk2, whose product is annotated as MAPK-activated protein kinase Cmk2. Gene Ontology annotation, molecular function: ATP binding; protein kinase activity. NCBI's taxonomy places the organism in Eukaryota, Fungi, Ascomycota, Schizosaccharomycetes, Schizosaccharomycetales, Schizosaccharomycetaceae. The record is from RefSeq and is a predicted model, not a curated record. Gene Ontology annotation, biological process: protein phosphorylation. The transcript has 4 exons. The coding region runs from base 1 to 1470 and encodes 489 amino acids.